AUGGCCAUGCGGACUCGAGGGACCAAGCCCGUCGCCGCGCUCUGGUGCGUCAAUUCAGCUGACGAGAGCAUGCACAGUUCAGCUGACGAGGCCCUGCUAUUAAAGAGGAAAUCUGAAGAAGUUCUAUUCCACUUGAAUGGGCAGUGCAUUUACCUAGUUGGAAUGAUGGGCUCUGGAAAAAGUACGGUGGGGAAGAUCUUAGCUGAAGUUCUGGGUUAUUCAUUCUUUGAUAGUGAUAAGUUGGUAGAACAAGCAGUCGGCAUGCCUUCUGUUGCUCAAAUAUUCAAGGUUCAUAGUGAAGCGUUUUUCAGAGAGAAUGAGAGUUGUGCCUUGAGGGAUUUGUCCUCAAUGAGGCGACUAGUUGUUGCAACUGGAGGUGGUGCUGUUAUUAGGCCAAUUAACUGGAAUUACAUGAAGAAAGGUCUAUCUGUUUGGUUGGAUGUACCUUUGGAUGCCCUCGCGAAGCGCAUUGCUCAAGUAGGGACUGCUUCUCGUCCUCUUUUAGACCAGCCAUGCGAUGAUCGAUACACAGCGGCUUUCUCAAAACUAAGUAUGCUUGCGGAGCAAAGAGAGAUUGCAGCUAAGCAGGGCCACGGUGAUGUUUCUAUGCUAACACCGACCAAUAUCGCUAUUGAGGCGCUACUCAAGAUUGGGAGCUUCGUCACUGAAGAUCCCACAACAAAUGAUCUUGCUGGCAACUUACAAGCUGAUUCUCAGAGUUGCAGGAUGAAGGCCUUGUAG
Molecule: messenger RNA, 741 nt
Organism: Miscanthus lutarioriparius
Lineage: Eukaryota; Viridiplantae; Streptophyta; Magnoliopsida; Poales; Poaceae
Source: the annotation of a GenBank genome assembly